Sphaerulina musiva SO2202 is the source of this 906-nucleotide messenger RNA. Its product is annotated as NAD(P)-binding protein. The transcript has 5 exons. Lineage: Eukaryota; Fungi; Ascomycota; Dothideomycetes; Mycosphaerellales; Mycosphaerellaceae. Bases 1 to 906 code for a protein of 301 amino acids. Gene Ontology annotation, cellular component: cytosol. Gene Ontology annotation, molecular function: oxidoreductase activity. The record is from RefSeq and is a predicted model, not a curated record.
AUGUCUCUGAAAGGUCAAAAUGUCCUCAUCACAGGCGCAUCCAUGGGAAUUGGAGCUGCCAUUGCCAGACGCCUUGCAAAACAGAAGGCUAAUUUGAUUCUUCUUGCCAGAAAUGAGAAGAAGUUGCAAGAGCUCGCACGAGAGCUGCAGGUGGAUUCGGGCAGACUCGUGUAUUGCACAGCCGACAUCUCACGCUAUGAUCAAGUUGAAGAUGCAGUACGCAAAGCUGUCAAAGAGAUUGGUGACAUUGACAUACUGGUCAACAAUGCCGGGCUUGCACUUGGUGCUCCCAAUCGGUUUCCCGACCUCAAGGUCGAGGACAUUGUGCAGAUGUCGCGCACGAACAUCGAUGGCUACAUGUUUGCGGCGUAUGCGGCCCUCAACGUGGGCGGUAUGAAGAAUAGGAAGAGGGGCAUCAUUUUGAAUGUCACGUCUGUGACGGGGCUCGAAGUUCCUCCUUUCCCAGGUGAGGCGGUCUAUCAUGCGAGCAAAGCUGCGCAGGAAGCAUUUACGGACAGUCUGAGAGUGGAGCUCAGCGAGACGAAUAUCAAAGUCUUGGCUCUACGUCCGGGCAUUGUGGCAACGCACUUCCAUCAGCAAAGAGUCGGCUUUGACAAGAAGCAGUACGAUGAAUUCAUGGAAGGAAUGGAGCCUCUGCUGGCGGACGAUGUCGCUGACUCUGCGGCUUUCAUGCUCAAUCAGCAUGAGCGUGUGAGCAUUACCAACAUUUCGGUGGUACCAACUGCGCAGAGGACGUUGCAGGUCAUCGAUCGGACGUGGAACAGAAGGAACCAAGUCGGUGGUGCUAGCGCUCAGAGAGGAGGCCAGCAAGGCUCACAGGGGCAGCAAGGAUCUAACAGUCAAGGGGGUGAGUCUGGCCGUGGAGCGAAUGGAGUUAGGCACUGA